This is a messenger RNA of Aspergillus welwitschiae, 1872 nucleotides long. RefSeq lists its product as uncharacterized. Gene Ontology annotation, biological process: regulation of DNA-templated transcription. Lineage: Eukaryota; Fungi; Ascomycota; Eurotiomycetes; Eurotiales; Aspergillaceae. Gene Ontology annotation, molecular function: DNA-binding transcription factor activity, RNA polymerase II-specific; zinc ion binding; transcription cis-regulatory region binding. The coding region runs from base 1 to 1872 and encodes 623 amino acids. Gene Ontology annotation, cellular component: nucleus. The transcript has 5 exons. The record is from RefSeq and is a predicted model, not a curated record.
AUGACUCGAACCGUGGACGAGAUCAAAUACGAAACGCCUUCUUCAUGGGAGCACAAGAGCUUGGACGUUGCCGAGGAUGGCAGGCGACUAGCUCCCCAUUCCGACACUGCUCGUCCGAAAGGCCGCAUACGACGAUCGAUGACUGCCUGUCACACAUGUCGGAAGCUUAAAACUAGAUGUGAUCUAGAUCCGCGCGGUCAUGCGUGCCGUCGCUGUCUAUCUCUAAGAAUCGAUUGUAAGCUGCCUGAAACGACCGAUCGCUUCCAAGACAGUGCUGCGAUGUGGCCAGACGCCACCUCGGCGAUUCCCUCCAUCGAGGAGCGCCUCACCUCCCUAGAAAGAUGCAUGAGGGAGAUGACGGGCAUGAUGCGACAGAUGCUAGAUCACUCCCCAGGUUUCGCAAAUGCCUCGGUUCCGCAUUUGACCAAAAGCAUCAUCACGGAUGAAACCGCCUCGAUGGAGGGAAGCCCGUCGUCCCCCUUCCUGCCUAAGCCCGUUCGCCUCAUUCAGGACCUCCAGUCCGACUUCUUCGGAGAAGCAGAGACUUCCCCCGUUGACUCCCCCCUCUCCAGCGAUGGUAACGCUAAGGGUGCUAUCGACUCUAAGCUAUCCCUCAAAUUGUUGCAAACGUUUGUCGAUCACUUCGGCGCUUGCGUUUCCAUUUACAAUCUCUCCGACAUCCACAACGACAUGAAAGCCCCCGACUCUUUACUGUAUAAUACUGCAUGCCUUCUAGCUUCACGCUAUGUACCGGGGAUACCGACAUCUACCGUGCAUGCUAUAUACCUUCAAGUGCGACAUGCAGUAGUCAAUAUUUUGUGGGAAAAACCACCCCUGAAGUAUGAGACCCUCCAAGCACUUGCACUCCUCUGUCUCUGGCCAGCAACCGCCCAGAAAGAGCCACCCAUGGACAGCUGGCUGCUGAGUGGUAUCUCAAUUAACCAUGCAAUUAUCGCGCUCGAUUUCCUAAACUAUGCGCCCUCGGAAGUCAUGGUGGACAAUGAAACGGCUGCGCAGCUGCGGCUAUGGAAUACAUAUUGCCUGACACAACUACAUUUUGCGGUCGGGAAUGCGCGUCCUUUCCAUAUCCAGCAAAGAUACCUUGACCACUGCCCACGGAUACUGGAGCACCCAGCAGCAACUCUGGAGGACGCAAGGGUUGUAGCAGAAAUACAGUUGUAUUUGAUUACAUUGCGGCUCCAGAGCAAUAGCAGUCGAAUGCGGUUGGCGGACCUUGACUAUGAGGAAAUAGAGCGAUGGAAGAGGGAGUGGGCUCACCUUUUCUCUGGUGAAAGUUCCACAUUGGAGCUGAGCCUUUGGUUCUGCCAGACACUCCUUCACCGCACAGCAAUGAGGCUUCAGCCCAGAUCCGACAGGCUCGCAUCUGAGGUUCUGCAAACCUCACGUCUGAUAAUAUCGCGGUUCCUCCAGAUCCGGUACUCUACCGCAUUAAGCCUUGUAGACCAAGUCUACUUCAUUGUCGGCUACGCCGCACUGAAUCUGUGCGAUUUCAAUCUUAUGGACCCGCUCAUCGAGCAAGUGCAGAUGUUCCUGCUGCAUCUCUCCCCGAACGAAGACCACAUCGCCUACCGGUUUUCGUGCAUGGUCGCCGAGUUCAAGCGGCGAUGUGGCAGUGCGGAAUGCAAUGACCCAUCAUCCACUGUCAAAGGGUCUCCGUUAUCAUCCUACGGCGACAGUCGUAAGAUGAGCAUGGGGCAAGCACCGUUCAUGCCACCGCUCAUGGAUGGCAUGAUCGAGGGGUACGGCUUCGAGCAACUGAUGCCAGAAGUCAUGCCGAGUUCCUUUCCGGAUGGGAUACUCAACGGAAUGCCUGUGACUGGGCUAGCAGCAUAUCGGUCAGCGACGCUGUAA